Molecule: messenger RNA, 4339 nt
Organism: Condylura cristata (star-nosed mole)
Lineage: Eukaryota; Metazoa; Chordata; Mammalia; Eulipotyphla; Talpidae
Gene: SIDT2
Product: SID1 transmembrane family, member 2
Exons: 26
Coding region: 524-3016 (830 amino acids)
Cellular component (GO): membrane
Source: RefSeq, a predicted model, not a curated record
AGCCAAGGCGGCCGCCUGCCCUUAAAGGGCUCGCUCCCCCGAAACCCACGCCGCGCGGGGGACUGUAGCCACCACCUCGCACGCCCCUCACCCUCGGACACUCCUCCCUCGCGCCCGCCCCCGCCGCCCUCUCCCCUCCCUCCGCCCCCCUCCCCAUUCCCGGCGUCUCCUAGCUCCCGGCAACCAGCCGCCCCUAGCCCGCGGGGCCCCGGCCGGCGGCGGCCGGGUCUCCGGGCCGCGUUCAGCCCCUCGGGCGCCGGCCCCUUCCUCGGCCCCGGCCCCGGCCCUCCCUCCCGUCCCUUCCCCGCCGCCCUCUCGGCUCCCGGGCCCCUGGGAGCGUCUCCGCGGCUCCUGGGAGGGGACCGGUCCUAAUCUCAGGCCGGGGUUAAAGUUCUGGUCUGGGUGAGAUGCUGGAAGCUGCGGCCAGAGCCGCAACCCGUCCCGGAGGUGCCCAGUGGCCUGUCGCCGCCGCCGCCGCCGCCGCCGCCGCCGCUCCCGCCGCCACUGCCGCCCUGCCGGGGCCAUGUUCGCUCUGGGUUGGUCCUUCUUGGCGCUCUGGGUGGCUGCUGUGGACGGCCAUCUGGGGGUCCUGGGGCCCAAGAACGUCUCGCAGAAAGAUGCCGAGUUCGAGCGCAUCUACAAGGACGAGGUCAACAGCGAGCUGGUCAACAUCUACACCUUCAACCACACCGUGACCCGAAACCGGACGGAGGGCGUGCGUGUGUCCGUGAAUGUGCUCAACAAGGAGAAGGGGGCUCCUUUGCUGUUCGUGGUCCGCCAGAAGGAGGCUGUGGUGUCCUUCCAGGUGCCCCUAAUCCUGCGAGGGCUGUAUCAGCGCAAGUACCUCUACCAAAAGGUAGAACGAACGCUGUGUCAGCCCCCCACCAAGAAUGAGUCCGAGGUCCAGUUCUUCUACGUGGAUGUGUCCACCCUAUCACCGGUCAACACCACAUACCAACUCAGAGUCAGCCGAAUGGACGACUUCGUCCUCAGGACUGGAGAACAGUUUAGCUUCAAUACCACAGCAGCGCAGCCCCAGUACUUCAAGUAUGAGUUUCCGGAGGGAGUGGACUCAGUGAUUGUCAAGGUGACCUCCAAGAAGGCCUUCCCCUGCUCGGUCAUCUCCAUCCAGGAUGUCCUGUGCCCUGUCUAUGACCUGGACAACAAUGUAGCCUUCAUCGGCAUGUACCAGACCAUGACCAAGAAGGCAGCCAUCACUGUGCAGCGGAAAGACUUCCCCAGCAACAGCUUUUACGUGGUGGUGGUGGUGAAGACAGAAGACCAGGCCUGUGGUGGUGCCUUGCCUUUCUACCCAUUUGUGGAAGAUGAACCGGUUGAUCAAGGGCACCGCCAGAAAACCCUGUCAGUGCUGGUAUCUCGAGCAGUCACAUCCGAGGCCUACGUUGGUGGUAUGCUCUUUUGCCUGGGCAUAUUUCUCUCCUUCUACCUGCUGACCAUCCUCUUGGCCUGUUGGGAGAACUGGAGGCAGAAGAAGAAGACCCUUCUAGUGGCCAUGGACCGAGCCUGCCCAGAAAGCGGGCACCCACGGAUCUUGGCCAACUCCUUCCCUGGCAGCCCCCCUUAUGAGGGUUACAACUAUGGCUCCUUUGAGAACUGUUCCGGAUCUACAGAUCGGCUGAUUGACAGCACAGGGGACCUCUCCUACACUUACCAGGAACGCUCCCUUGACCCGGUGGGCACUCGGCCACGACUGGACUCCAUGAGCUCUGUGGAGGAGGAUGACUACGACACGCUGACUGACAUUGACUCGGAUAAGAAUGUCAUCCGCACCAAGCAAUACCUCUAUGUCGCCGACCUGGCCCGCAAGGACAAGCGUGUCUUGCGGAAAAAGUACCAGAUCUACUUCUGGAACAUCGCCACCAUUGCGGUCUUCUACGCCCUUCCCGUGGUGCAGCUGGUGAUCACCUAUCAGACGGUGGUGAAUGUCACAGGAAAUCAGGACAUCUGCUACUACAACUUCCUCUGCGCCCACCCACUGGGCAACCUCAGCGCCUUCAACAACAUCCUCAGCAACCUGGGCUACAUCCUGCUGGGGCUGCUCUUCCUGCUCAUCAUCCUGCAGCGGGAGAUCAACCACAAUCGGGCCCUGGUGCGCAAUGACCUCUACGCCCUGGAAUGUGGGAUUCCAAAGCACUUCGGCCUGUUCUACGCCAUGGGCACCGCUCUGAUGAUGGAGGGCCUGCUCAGCGCUUGCUACCACGUGUGCCCCAACUACACCAAUUUCCAGUUCGACACGUCGUUCAUGUACAUGAUCGCCGGGCUCUGCAUGCUGAAGCUCUACCAGAAGCGGCACCCGGACAUCAACGCGAGCGCCUACAGCGCCUACGCCUGCCUGGCCGUCGUCAUCUUCUUCUCCGUGCUGGGCGUGGUCUUCGGCAGAGAGAACACUGCGUUCUGGAUCGUCUUCUCCGUGAUUCACAUCACCGCCACCCUGCUCCUCAGCAUUCAGCUCUAUUACAUGGGCCGCUGGAAGCUGGACUCGGGCAUCUGCCGGCGCAUCCUCCACGUGCUCUACACGGACUGCAUCCGGCAGUGCAGCGGGCCCCUCUACGUGGACCGCAUGGUGCUGCUGGUUAUGGGCAACAUCAUCAACUGGUCGCUGGCCGCCUACGGGCUCAUCGAGCGCCCCAAUGAUUUCGCCUCCUACUUGCUGGUCAUUGGCAUCUGCAACCUGCUUCUUUAUUUUGCCUUUUACAUUAUUAUGAAGCUUCGGAGCGGGGAGAGGAUCAAGCUCAUCCCCCUGCUCUGCAUCAUCUGCACCUCGGUGGUCUGGGGCUUUGCACUCUUUUUCUUCUUCCAGGGACUCAGCACCUGGCAAAAAACCCCUGCAGAGUCCCGGGAGCACAACCGGGACUGCAUCUUGCUGGACUUCUUUGAUGACCAUGACAUCUGGCACUUCCUGUCCUCCAUUGCCAUGUUUGGGUCAUUCCUGGUGUUGCUCACGCUGGACGAUGACCUGGAUACCGUGCAGCGGGACAAGAUCUACGUCUUCUAGGGGAGCUGGACCCCUUGCUUCUCUCGUGAGGCCCCGAGCCUCAGCCUGCUGCCCAGAGCCUCGCUAGCGCGGGGGUGUGAGUCCGAGCCCCGCUGCCCGGGCUAGGUGUUGGUGGGACAGCAAGAACUAGCCUGGACCAGGCGCGGACAGUCUUGAGGGUGGCCUGAGCCGUGCAGCUGCCCUCUGCUGCGGAGGAGGUCUGCUCCUCUGAAGUCCAGGCUUUGGCCAAACUGCUGCUUUAUUGUCAGUGUUGGGACUGUUGGUUCUCCUUUAUCCCUCCAGCGGAGGAAGGAGGCAAGUAUUGCCCUGCCCCUCUCAUGCCAUGCAUUCUGUCCAUUCGUUCUUCCCUCCCCUCAACCUGGGACCCAAAGCCCGCUUUCCCUCUCAGACUCUAGAGCAUUGGUCUGAGACCUGCUGCUCUCGUGCAGCCGGGCCCUGCUUCUCUUUGGGGCUGUACGUGGCUGCCACCACUGCCCAUGCAGUCACCCAGAUGGUUGGGGCAUAGGUUUCUGGGGGCUGGCCAGCUAGUGCCGGCCUUAUGGUGCUAAGGCCUACAAGGGGCCCUGGGCAGUGCUGUCUGUCCCGCUGACCUGUGCUGGGGCUGGCUCUUUAGCAGUGACAGUUGGCCCACAGUUGAGGGCCUGACUUCUGAGGUCACCUUCCAUCCCUUCGGCCGGACUGGCACCAGGAUGGGAGGGAAAAAGCAACCCGCCCCAUUUCUUCCUUUGUCCCUCCAGGCUUUUAGUCCUGCCAAGCCCCUGCUGGGGGCCUCUCAGUGCCAUUGACACUGCCCAAGAAUGUUCCAGGGCAAAGGAGGGGGAUGCACAGAGCCCAGCCCGCCCUGCCUCCUGUGUGGCUGGCUGCAGGAGCCCCAGUGCCUAACUGAGGAAGGGGCUCACGGAAGGGACAUGACCUCUGCGCUCUGUCCCCAGCCUGGCCUCCCCCUAGGGGUGGCUCUUAUGUCCACCCACGGCUGGGUCUUGUUUCCAUCCAGCCUUCAGCCAAGUUCUGUGUCCGUCCCCCACACACACGUGGCGUUUUCACGAGUGGCCCCGGCCCUGGGCCUCUGGCUGCUCCAGUCCUUGGCCCCUUCGUCUUACCUGGUCCGUUCCCGAUGCCAAGGCUGGGGGGUCAGGUCGGCCUCUGCCUUGGAGAUGGGAAUGUGUUUUGUUCUCCCCCACCUGUUUUUUAGCUCUCUCUGAGGAUGGGGAGAGGAGGUGGUCUGGAUUUCAGAACUCCGUUUAAUGUCUGUUUCCACGCUCUGGUUGCAUUUCUGUUUUCUAUGAAUGAGUCUGCAUUCAAUUAAAGAAACAACCAGACACA